Messenger RNA from Dovyalis caffra, 744 nucleotides. Lineage: Eukaryota; Viridiplantae; Streptophyta; Magnoliopsida; Malpighiales; Salicaceae. The record is from the annotation of a GenBank genome assembly.
AUGGAACCAGAAACAGGCAACAAGCCAAAGUCUCCACCGCCACAACCAAAACGCCGUUCAAUCUGCGACAAUUGUGACCGUCCAAUCCCAGUUUGCCUCUGCCACGUCAUUCCGAUCCCACCAAUCCCAACAAAAACACAAAUCAUUAUAAUCCAACACCCCCACGAAUCCCACCACAAACUCAACACUACACCUCUCCUCACCAAAUCACUCCUCAACUCCACCUCCAUUAUAACCCGCCGCCUCACCUCCAACACCCUUACAAACCAACCACCUUCCUCCACGUACUACCUAUUCCCACCCUCACAAUCCUCACCAGCUGUACCUCUAUCGAACCUCAAGGCAGCAUUUCAAAAAGACGCCCCUGCGGUCUUGAUCGUGUUUGAUGCCACGUGGAAGCAUGCUAAGGAGAUGGUGAGUGCUAGUGAAGGGUAUUUGAGUAAAUUCGCAAAAAGGGUGUGUUUGGAUGGGUUUAAUGAAGGUAUAGAAGGAGGGAGUAUUUAUGAUUCUGACUUGGUUUUGAGAAAGGAACCCUGUGGCGGGUGCGUUAGCACUUUGGAGGCUGUGGCUAGGUGGUUAGGCGUUGUGGAGGAAAAUGGGCUUGAGAUUGAAGAGCGAUUGGUUGGGGUUUUGAAAGAGAUGGUUAGAUUGCAGGCCCAUUUUUUGAAGCCCAUGAAGCCUAGGCCUAAGUUGUUGAAGAAAAAUAAACAAAUAGAACAACAAAAAUAUAGUAGCGAUGAAUGA